CAAGUCCUGUGUUAUAUUGUACUAGCUUGAUUACUCCUUGCUGAUCUUGUAAUCUCACAGCUAAAAGUAGAUCAAGAGGUGGGGGAAGAGAACCUUACUUCCAUCGUUCCAUUGUUCUCUAAAAGAAGAUCAAGAGGUGGGGGGAGAGAGCGAUGCCGACAAAUACUUUGGUCCGCUCGAUUAUUGAGACUUUCGAUCCAAAAAUCCGUAGUGAGAAGCGGCCGAUAAAAGAUUACUUUUGCCCAUGCAGGGGGGCUGCUGUUAUCACAGGUCUUGCGUAUACCCAAUGGUUUGUAGACGUUGCAGUGGUGGGCGUCUUGAUUACGUACUUCACAGAUACCUGGAAGAUAGACGACGUUCUCCCGUUUGCUGUUUUAACGGUAAAUCUACUAGAGGUUUUGUCAUCUGUUUUGGAAGUUGCGAUGACUUACAUCUCCGACAACCAUGUUACUCCUCUCAAAGUCAUUCUCUCCUCAGUUGCUGCCUACAUCAUCGGAAUGGUGAUGUUAUGCAUUUCGGCAUUCCAUCCGAUUGCCGGUGACAUGACCGGGAUGUACUUCGUACUGGUAGUGCUUCUGAUAGCUGUGGGAAAAGCCGGCGGGGUGCCUGUCUUGGAAGGAUUUCUAGUUGGUCAAUUAACGGCCCAUGAACCCAGGCAGCUGGACAUAGAUGAAGGAAGAGUAUACGCAAGAAAGAUUGUGUGGUGGAUCACUGCAAUGUUAUUGUGUAAACUUACCACUCCCUGGAUCUUCGGCUCUGCUGGUUGGCGUGUAACGUUCAUGGUGUCGACAUUGGUUAUGAGCAUUGGUUAUAUUCUGUUCUGCUGUGGCAUUCCUCUCUACCACAGAUCAUUGGAUGAAGCUGCUACUACUCCAGAAAUCCCCCAUGGAGCUAGCCCUGAAGAGAAUACAAACAAUGGUCCGACUCCAGCAGUUUCUCCAGAAAUUCACCGUGGAGCUAGCCCCGAAGAGAAUACAAACAAUGGUCCAACUCCAGCGGUUUCUCCAGAAAUCCCCCUUGGAGCGAGCCCCGAAGAGAUUACAAACAAUGAUCCGACUCCGGCGGUUUCUCUAGAAUUCCCCCGUGGAGCUAGCUCCGAAGAGAAUACAAACAAUGGUCCAACUCCAGUGAUUUCUCCAGAAAUCCCCCUUGGAGCUAGCCCCGAAGAUAUUACAAACAAUGAUCCAACUCCGGCGGUUUCUCCAAAAAUCUCCCGUGGAGCUAGCUCCGAAGAGAAUACAAACAAUGGUCCAAAUCGGGCAGUUUCUCCAGAAAUCUCCCGUGGAGCUAGCCCUGAAGAGAAUACAAACAACGGUCCGACUCCGGCAGUUUCUGCAGGAAGAAGACGAAUGGAGAAAUGGAAGCCUCUUUUUAUAAUGAUUCCCAUGUGGACUAGUUUUCUGAUAUUUGGUCUAGUACUAUCAACAGGCGACACUUUCUUCACCGAGCAAGGAAACAACAUGAAACCUACGGUCUCUAUAUAUAUAAUUAUUAUGAUUCGGAAGAUGACCAAGUAUACAAGCUCUUUCUUUUCCGCACUCUUGUUAAGAACACGAAAAACAAAAGGCAUUACAGUUGGAAUCGGGACAGCAAUGUUGGUCUCCGUAAUCUGUUGUUAUGUCGCGUGGCGUGUCGAGAUUCGCAGGCUGCAUGCCAUCGUGGAGGGCGGAUUUUGCGUCGACCAAGAUUAUUACGUACCCUUGAGUGACGACCAAGAUUAUUACGUUACUUACAUACCCUUGAGUAUUAUGCGUCUGGCACCGCAGUUCUGUCUGCUGGGACUCACGGAAGGGAUUGGCAGAAAAGGCCUGGAACUUUUCUUUGAGGUUCAGGUCUCUGAUGUGCCAAUGAAGAUAUAUGGAUCAGCACUAAAUGAAGCUGUGAUCGGGCUCGCAAGCUUCCUUAAUGCUAUACUUGUUUUCUGCUUCAAGAGCUGGUUCCGCGACACUUUAAACUGCAGUCGCCUGGACAAGUACUACCAAAUGUUGAUGAUACUGAGUUUUGUGAACCUAUGCUACUACAACGGGUUUGUCUCAAUUUAUUACUCAAACAAGAACAAAACCAGAGACGAUCUCCAAGUAGAAGCAGCAGGAGCAGAUGAGCAGAAUGAGCUUUACAUCUUGGAGGCUUUCGGAGCCGAAGAGCUGACUAUGAUGGAAGAGCAGGCGGAGCAGUAGAUAGGAACCCUAGUUUCCCUCCCCUUGUCGAAUAAAUGCACUAUUGUGAGAAUUAUGCUGUAAUAAUGAGUCAGACUCUUUUCAG
Messenger RNA from Rhododendron vialii, 2262 nucleotides. Its product is annotated as protein NRT1/ PTR FAMILY 5.10-like. The transcript has 6 exons. The coding region runs from base 153 to 2177 and encodes 674 amino acids. NCBI's taxonomy places the organism in Eukaryota, Viridiplantae, Streptophyta, Magnoliopsida, Ericales, Ericaceae. Gene Ontology annotation, cellular component: membrane. The record is from RefSeq and is a predicted model, not a curated record. Gene Ontology annotation, biological process: transmembrane transport. Gene Ontology annotation, molecular function: transmembrane transporter activity.